This is a messenger RNA of Owenia fusiformis, 2097 nucleotides long. The record is from the annotation of a GenBank genome assembly. NCBI's taxonomy places the organism in Eukaryota, Metazoa, Annelida, Polychaeta, Sabellida, Oweniidae.
GUAAUUUCGAUGAAACAUUCGGAAUCAAGUAUUCGGUAUUCAUCGACAUUUUCCGGAGGGAAUAUCCCAUCUUCGAACUUUGACACUGGAAUCCCCUAAAAUGGAGGAAGGAAGCGCAGAUAUUGCUCUGAUUGGCCUGGCCGUCAUGGGUCAGAACCUGAUUCUCAACAUGAACGACAAUGGCUUUGUGGUAUGUGCCUUCAAUAGAACUGUUGAGAAAGUUGAAAGGUUCCUCCAGAAUGAAGCUAAAGGGACUAAGAUAAUAGGAGCCAAGUCUCUGGAGGACAUGGUCUCCAAGCUGAAGCGCCCCAAGAGAGUCAUGCUGCUGGUGAAGGCUGGUAGUGCUGUGGAUGCCUUCAUAGAGAAACUUGUCCCUCUAUUACAGCCAGGCGAUAUCAUCAUAGAUGGUGGCAAUUCCGAGUACAGAGACAGCAAUAGGCGUUCAAAAGAGUUAAAGAAUCAAGGUAUCCUAUUUGUUGGGAGUGGUGUGAGUGGGGGUGAAGAUGGGGCUAGGUAUGGCCCCUCCCUUAUGCCUGGGGGCUCAGAGGAAGCGUGGCCACAUAUCAAAGACAUCUUCCAAAAGAUUUCUGCCAAGGUUGGGAAUGAACCUUGUUGUGAUUGGGUUGGAGAUGAGGGUGCUGGCCACUUUGUGAAGAUGGUUCACAAUGGUAUAGAAUAUGGAGACAUGCAACUUAUAUGUGAGGCAUACCAGCUGAUGAAAGAUACUCUUGGAAUGACCCCUGAUGAGAUAUCUAAUGUGAUGGAGAAGUGGAAUAAGGGGGAGCUAGAAUCAUUUCUCAUAGAAAUUACACGAGAUAUACUCGCAUUCAAGGACACAGAUGGUUCAUUCCUGGUAGAGAAAAUAAGAGAUUCUGCUGGUCAGAAAGGAACUGGAAAAUGGACUGCAAUAUCAGCUUUGGAGUAUGGCAUUCCAGUAACUCUCAUUGGAGAAUCUGUGUUUGCUCGUUGUCUGUCAGCCUUAAAAAAUGAAAGAGUAGAAGCUAGCAAGAAACUCGUGGGACCAAGCAAUUUGAAAUACCAGGGAGAUAAGGAGGAGUUUAUAGGACAUAUACAAAAGGCACUGUAUGCAUCCAAGAUUAUCUCUUAUGCACAAGGCUUUAUGCUAAUGCGUGAGGCAGCUAAAGAAUUUGGUUGGAAACUGAACUAUGGAAGUAUUGCGUUGAUGUGGAGAGGAGGCUGUAUUAUAAGAAGUGUGUUUCUUGGAAACAUUAAAUCUGCAUUCGAUAAAAACCCAGAUCUGCAAAACCUACUCUUGGAUAAUUUCUUUAGUGAAGCUAUCCAAAAAUCACAGGAAUCAUGGAGGAAAACUGUAUCAGCUGCUGUUACGUUAGGCGUGCCCACCCCUGCCUUCAGUUCAGCUCUUGCAUUCUAUGAUGGGUACAGGCUAGAGAGACUCCCCGCCAACCUUAUUCAGGCUCAGAGAGAUUACUUUGGUGCCCACACAUAUGAAUUGUUGACUUCACCUGGCACCUGGCACCAUACAAAUUGGACUGGACACGGUGGCUCUGUCUCUUCAUCCACAUACCAGGCAUAAGAAAAACUUAAAUGGACGCAACCCAAUCAAUUUCUUCACUACAGCCCUAUAGUAUGGGAUUUAUAACUUCAAAAUAUGUGAAUAAUGACUUUAUAGUGUGUUAAAUUUGAAUAUUUUACUAAAAUUGCUGUAAAAUUCAGUUAGUGCAGUAUCUGUCUAACACACUUAACAAGAGAUAUAAUCUGAUGAUCCGGUGAUCUGAUGAAACUUUGAUGAUGAUUUGCCAAUUGUUGUUGACUUGUUCAUAUCUUUGGAAAAAAUAUUUUGGGCUCCAGUUGGAGCUGACCCGAAUAUAUGUACAUGUACUAGUCGAAUAGUAUGUUGAUUCUAGGUUUGAAGUUUUUAUAUUCUCAAAUAUGCUGUGAGAAAAACAAAUUCUAACAUUCUGUUGGGAGGAAAAAAUAUUAUGGUCAAAGAUAUAAAUGGUUAUGUGAAUAAAAGAUAAAUAUGUUUCUUCUGUAUACUUUGUAUCUCUUGCACUAAAACUAGGGAUGGAAAUGUUGCACUACUCAUUGACAAUAAAACUCUAUUUUGUAAGUAAA